Gossypium raimondii (Peruvian cotton) is the source of this 2525-nucleotide messenger RNA. RefSeq lists its product as uncharacterized. The coding region runs from base 126 to 2240 and encodes 704 amino acids. The transcript is spliced from 14 exons. Gene Ontology annotation, biological process: RNA processing. The record is from RefSeq and is a predicted model, not a curated record. NCBI's taxonomy places the organism in Eukaryota, Viridiplantae, Streptophyta, Magnoliopsida, Malvales, Malvaceae. Gene Ontology annotation, molecular function: nucleotidyltransferase activity; RNA binding.
AGCUGAGAACUCUCCUUUGUCCUUAAUCGGGUUCUUCAACAAUCAAACAGCCGGCUGGGCAGCAGGGAGCAGACCAGCAAACAAGCCACAAAGCAUUAUCAUAACAUGACCUAAUUCAGAUAUUCAUGGCGAUUUUUGUGAGAGCCAAAAGUUUCCUCUCUUCUUCUCUCAGAUCCUUGACUCGUUCUCAGAGGUGCAACCACACACUUGGUGAAAGAGGUUUGCAAGCUGAAUUGUAUUCUGGAAUGGCUCCAGCCCCUAAUCCCGCUCUUCGUCCAAUUGACACUUCAAAAUGGAAGAAGAUUCAAGCGAGCAAGGUCGGGAUAUCUCUUUCUAUGAUUUCGUUUCCAUCCUGGAUUGUAUUGAAAAUACUACAUAAAGGAGGUUUUGAGGCCUAUUUAGUUGGGGGCUGUGUUAGAGAUUUACUACUAAAUAGAACACCUAAAGAUUUUGAUGUGAUUACCACUGCAAAUCUUAAACAGAUAAGAAAGAAAUUUCAUCGAGCUGAGAUUAUUGGAAAGAGAUUUCCAAUAUGCAGGGUGCAUAUAAAAGGUUCCAUAAUUGAGGUUUCAAGUUUUGAGACAGUUGCAAGACAUGACGCAGACAAAGAAAAAGCUUUAUCCUCUUUAAUACCAAAGAUAUGUGAUGAAAAAGACUUAAUCCGCUGGAGAAAUAGCAGGAAUCGGGACUUCACUAUUAAUAGCUUAUUUUUUGACCCUUUUACGUGUAAUAUUUAUGAUUACAAUGGUGGAAUGUCAGACCUGAAGUCAUUAAAGCUACGGACGUUAAUCCCUGCUCAUGCGUCAUUUCAAGAGGACUGUGCAAGAAUUCUCCGGGGCUUAAGAAUUGCAGCUCGUCUAUGCUUGUCAUUUUCAAAGGAUACUGAGAGGGCAAUGUACGAUCUUUCAGCCUCCAUUGGGGGAUUAGAUAAGUUCAGGUUAAUGCUGGAAGUGAACUACAUGCUGUCAUAUGGAGCUGCUGUGCAAUCCAUCUGCUUGCUGCAGAGAUUUAACCUACUGAAUAUUUUACUUCCAUUUCAGGCAGCAUACAUUAGUCAACACAGAGCUACCAAGAAUUCCAUGAUGCUGAUGAAAUUGUUCUUCAAUUUGGAUAAGUUGGUUUCUUGUGAUCAUCCUGCCGAUAGCAGUCUAUGGGUUGGAUUGUUGAUGUUUCAUCUGGCAUUGGUAAACAACCCUCAAGACGCUCUUGUUAUCUGGACCUUUGCUUCUGUUCUAUAUCAUGGAAACUGGAAGGAAGGUGUUGAAUUUGCAAGAGAAUAUACUAAACUGCAAGUUAAAUUUGUUCCUGAAAUCUCAGAAUUUUCAGAAACUAAAUCAGAUGAAGACCUUGCCAAAGAAGUUGCUCAGUUUGCAUCUCUGGUGCAAGAUUCUGUAGGGGUCUUAACAGAGACUAGCAAUCUAUUUGAAUCAAUGUCCAGAUAUCCAUUUUCUGCUUGCUCUGGUUUGGUAUUUGUACCAAAGAUCACUGCAAAGAAUACUGCUAAAUUGUUUGACCUGAUGGUAGAAGAUAUUAGAUCUUUCAUAAAUGGAAGAGGGAGAAUGAGCCCUGAGAUAAAUUUCCACUUGCUUGGGAUAGGGGAUCCAUGUGAGACAAGAUUUGUGCUUGGCAAAAUUAUUUUAGAAACAAUGAAGGCUGGUCCCCGUGGAGAUGCGACAGAGAUAGGCAAUGAUGAGAAAGACCUCCAACCAAAGGCGACUGAGGAAAUUUUGUCCAAUAAUGAAAUUCCAGGGAAGAAGGUUAAAAAAUAUGCCCCAUCAGCAUUUAUUCCUGAUGGCAACAGAGGGAUGUUGAAGAAGCAAAAAUUGGUUGACGAUGAUACUGCUACAAAGAACCAGGAAAUGGUUACUAAAGAUGAGCUCAACGACUUGGCUGAGAAGCACCAGGAGUUUGGGAAGACAUGCAAAUUAUCUGAAAAUAAGACAAACUCGAUGCAAGGGAAAAUAUCAGAGAAGGAAGAGAAAAGCAAGAAGGAUAAGGAAAAGAAAUCUAGGAAGCAUACGAAGGUAGUAGAGAAGUCGAAACAUCAUAUUGCACUACAUACAGUAAGCAAGAAGCAGCAAAGGGUAGUUAGGGAAUUAAAUUUGAGGGAGGAGGAUGAGAUGGAUAAUUUGGAAAAAGUGUUGUGGAAGGAGGAGGUGAAGGAAAGAACAGAAGAACAUAAAGGAAGAGCAGGAAAGGAGAGAAACGGUGUAAGUUCACUUUCUAGUCUCUUCAGGUGACACAUUCUCUUUUCCAACAGCACAAGUCGUGUACCAAAGUUGUGAUAAAAGUGAUAGAUAGAGGAGAGGUUGGUAAUUGGAUAUGGUGGGAUUACAAAUUUCUUAACAAAAAUUUGACAGUUUAGUGGUUAAUGUGCUUUAUAUCAAUUAAACAUUAGCGUGUUUUGUAUUGUUAACGUUCUUUCUAUUCUGAUGAUGAAUAUUACUCGACCCAAUUCCAAACUGUUGUUCUUGGUUUCAUUCAGUCGCAGUGAAUAAUAAAUGGGUUGUGUUAGAAUUAGAAUA